AUGCACCCUUUCUCGCUCCUAUACAGUCUUUCUUUUCUCUCCUCUGCUAUCUUUUCCAUACUAUGUUUAAUUCUUGCAUACUCACUUUCUCUUUCCCAUACUCUCUUUAUCAAUCACAUACUCUCUCUCUCCCAUACUCUCUUUCUCGUUCCUAUACUCUCUUUCUCGUUCCUAUACUCUCUUUCUCGUUCCUAUACUCUCUUUCUCGAUAACAUACUCUUUCUGUCUCCCAUAUUCUCUUUCUCUCUCACUCAUACUCGCUUUCUCUCUCCCAUAUUCUCUUUCUCUUUCCCAUACUCUAUUUCUCGUUCCUAUACUCUCUUUCUCGAUAACAUACUCUUUCUGUCUCCCAUACUCUCUUUCUCUCUCCCAUACUCUCUUUUUCGUUCCCAUACUCUCUUUCUCGUUCCUAUACUCUCUUUCUCUCUCCCAUACUUUCUUUCGUUGUCUCUCCCAUACUCGCUUUCUCGGACCCAUGCUCACUUUCUCGAUCACAUACUCUCUUUCUCUCUCCCAAACUUUCUUUCUCUCCCCCAUAUUCUCUUUCUCACAAACUAUUUCUCUCUCCCAUUCUCUCUUUCGCUCUCUCUCACAUACUGUCUUUCUCUCUCUUCCAUACUAGCUUUCUCUUUUCCAUACUCUCUUUCUCGCUCCCAUACUCUCUUUAUUAUUCCAUUGCUCACUUUCUUGAUCACAUACUCUCUUUCUCUCUCCCAUGCUAUCUUUCUCCUUCCCAUGCUCACUUUCUCGAUCACAUACUUUUUCUCUCUCUCUCUCAUUCUCUCUUACGCUCUGUCUCUCUCCCAUACUCUCUUUCUUUCUCUCUCUCUCUCUCUCUCUCCCAUACUCUCUUUUCCUCUCCCACACUCUAUUUCUCUUUCCCACUUUCCCAUACCCUCUUUCUCUCUGUUCCGUGCUCUCUUUCUCUCCCAUACUCUAUUUCAUUCUCUCUUUCGAUCUCCGACAGAUUUCAACUUAUCCCCACCCCCGCACUGA
Messenger RNA from Acanthosepion pharaonis, 996 nucleotides. Lineage: Eukaryota; Metazoa; Mollusca; Cephalopoda; Sepiida; Sepiidae. The record is from the annotation of a GenBank genome assembly.